Molecule: messenger RNA, 1484 nt
Organism: Coregonus clupeaformis (lake whitefish)
Lineage: Eukaryota; Metazoa; Chordata; Actinopteri; Salmoniformes; Salmonidae
Product: lysine-specific demethylase 2B
Exons: 4
Coding region: 154-1206 (350 amino acids)
Molecular function (GO): zinc ion binding; DNA binding
Source: RefSeq, a predicted model, not a curated record
GGAAGUUGGGGUUGAGAGUUACCGUUUAAACGCGGUUUGCCAGAGAGGAAGAAGCUAAUAUUUGGUUUUGCACGCUAUUUAUAUAGGCUAUCUCAAUUUAAUUGUUCGUCCAUAUCAAAUGUAACGUUACAGGCGGAACAGAAUAAUACGAACAUGUCGACUUUCAUUCCGUUCAAAAUGCCUAAACUACAGUUGCUGAACGAGUAUGUUACUGAACCACAAACAGCGGUUGCUAGAGAGAUCUCCGUAGCCAAAGACACAACAGAGUUGCAUGAAGAAAUCUCCCGUUUGAAUGAAGAAAUCUCCCGUUUGAAGGAGGAGAAUGGCCGUCUACGAAAGUGGUUUGAUUUGGUUUUCAAACCAGAGAUAAAGUUACACAGAGCAGAUCCCCAGCAGUUCACUCUCCCCAUAUCUGAAGAGGUUCCCCCUGAGAAGCAGGACUGGAGCCCCAGUUUGGGGCAGGAGGACCCAUGGCCCACACUGAAUAAAGAGGAACUCCGGACCAGUCAGGAGGAAGAGCAGCUUCAUGGGCCCUUUGAUACCAAAGGCUCCAUAUUCACUUCUCCCUUUAUGGAAAGUGACUGUGAUCAGGAGGACCCACCUCAGCCCUCACAUCUUCACCAAACCCAAACUGUGGAGGACAGAGAGAGGGACUCUCUACUCACCUACACAACUGAAGAGAUCAAAACAGAACCAGAUGGAGAGGACUACAGAGUAUCAGAACCAACCAGUGACUCUCCGCCCCUCUCUGAAGUAAAUCCAGACUGUUCUGCAGCUCAGAGUGAAAACAGGGAAAGUGAUGAUGAGGAGAGAGGAGGACUACUGUCAGGGUCUAAGACACUCAAAUCAAUGACAAAACAGACAAAGAAUGGAGAAAGGUUCCAUACCAGUGCUGGAGGCAGGACGGAGACCAUGUUUCCCUGUUUGACAUCAUCUAGUCAAAUGGCUGCUGCUCCUUAUUAUUGCAAGGUGAGGCGUUCGAUCCGUAUGUGUGGGGCGUGUGAGCCGUGCAGGAGGACUGAGGACUGCGCUCUGUGUGAUUUCUGUAAAGACAUGAAGAAGUUUGGAGGACCCCAAAAGAUCAGACAGAAGUGCAGACUCAGGCAGUGUGACGUCCACGCUCGGGAAAUGCUGCGUGUGAAGGAUGAAGAGUUUGACCUGUCUGCCUGGGGGCAGGGAGAUCCUGAGGAGAGGACAUCUGUCUGACUACAGUGAGAAUGAGAUGGAAUGUGACUAAGCUGCACGCCCGUCACUAAAAAUGCACUGAACUGACAUGCAUGGUUGUUGAUGAUGUGGUAUCUGAGGAAUUUAUGACUUUGCUAACGUUUUUCAAAUGGUAUCUUGGAGGAUGUUGAUUCAGCUUAGGGAAGCAUCUGGGGAGCAGUUUUAUAGGGGCACCCCAUAAGACUGAGGAAGUCUGUUGUGUGGAGUCAUGGGAUUGGUCUGUAUGGGGAAAACACCCAUAUCAUGGUAAAGAUUAUAAA